UCCGCCAGGCUGCGUGCAGUGCCGUCCAUGUACCACUGGAGGUCAGCAUCGUGCCUCCAUGCUGGUGGAGAAGCCUUGACAUGGUGCUGCAGUUGGCGUGAAAGCAUGCAACAGCCUACGGUGUUCACGGUUGAAGUUUAGUCCUCAGAAGCUGCUCCCUGCUCACUCAAGGGCCAAACUCCUAAAGCACCAGCAUGUGAUGAGAUGAAGAUCAUCUUUAGAGAUCAGAGCAUGGGAAAGAUGGCACUGCAUAAACCCAGGAGGCGCCGUAAGACUCAGAGAUGGAGGGAGAGAGGGAGAAGGUGCUUUAUUUCGGUACAGGAGAUCACCCACCCACCCACAAAAUAACGAAGAGCCUCAUCUCUGACAAACAUCAGCACCUGCCCGGGGGAGCUGGGAUUAUUUUGGUCCCUUCAAAAUGGGGUCAGCAACAGAACAAGGUCUCUGCAGGGGGAGGCAUGUAUAAGACGGCACGCAUCCUGAAUGCACCCAACAAAUCCAGACCACAGGGUCCUCCAGCUACACAGGAACGAAAAGGGACACAAAAGAAGGGUUGGCGAGCCACGCAGAGGACAGGGUCCAGUCCCCGCUCCACCCCCGUCAUGCUUCAGCUCCUCGGCAGCCUGUUUUUUGGAGGACCGCAAGAGGCACCGUCUGACGCCAAGCACCUGAAGGCCCGAGUGCUGGAGGCUGACGAGGAAGGCUGGGUCCUGCUUGGCCUGCCCGAUGGCGCUACAGUGGACAGCAGCCCAACAGAGGAGCUCCUCAUCCAGUGUCCAGAUGCGUCUUCGCCCAGUUCUGCCCUGGAGGACAGUGUGGCUAGUCUGGUCAGCAGCGUGAGGAUGCCAGCAACAGCGUCCUCUGGUGGCCAGAUUGGCACACGGGGCCAGGCAACACAGGGCGUGGCACCUCGACCAGGCUCCCUGACCAAAGUGACCCUGGCUGGCCAGGUCCAGCGGGCCCAGGCACGAGCCAGCUGGGGCAGCCUGGGUCGUAGUCGGCUUCACCGUCAUAACUAUGUCUGCCAGCGGGGCCGCUGGCACACCGCCCACACCCGCAGCAGUGCCCUGCAGCAGCCCUGUCCACGCAACCUUAGCCACUAAGAUGCUACAUUCCAGCGGGAGGAGACAUGCUAUUCCCAUCCACGCUGGUAUUCCACACCUCCAUCAGUGCUGUAGCCCUGCUGCUUUUAGCAUAAAAUCAACCAAUCAUCACGAUGAUCACA
Messenger RNA from Brienomyrus brachyistius, 1225 nucleotides. RefSeq lists its product as uncharacterized. Gene Ontology annotation, cellular component: autophagosome; nucleus. The record is from RefSeq and is a predicted model, not a curated record. The transcript has 7 exons. NCBI's taxonomy places the organism in Eukaryota, Metazoa, Chordata, Actinopteri, Osteoglossiformes, Mormyridae. The coding region runs from base 282 to 1103 and encodes 273 amino acids. Gene Ontology annotation, biological process: autophagosome assembly; positive regulation of DNA-templated transcription.